AUGGCGAAACAGCAGUACAUUCUCGCUCUCAAUGCGGGUUCUUCGUCUCUCAAAGCAUCUCUCCUCCAAUCUCACAACAAUGGUACCAUCACCGAAGUGGCCCACUUUCUAGGAGAACGAUUGAAUACUCCCGGUGGUGUCAUUCACCUGCCCCAACAAACUGAAAUUGCGGAGCAAAAUAUGAGUCAUGAACAAGCCCUCUCCCAUGUCAUUGACUAUCUCCGAAAGGAACAGUUACUCGAGAAUUUGGUCGCCAUUGGACAUCGCGUCGUCCAUGGAGGGACCACCUUUACCAGUUCCGUUGUAGUAGAGCAAAAGGAAUUGCAACAAAUCAAAGAUGUAUCCCAUUUGGCGCCACUCCACAAUCCACACAAUGUUGCCGGAAUUGAAACCAUGCAAAAACUACUCCAGGAUCAGCCACAGCCCAUUCCCAAUGUCGCCGUUUUUGACACGUCCUUUCAUAGUGCCAUACCACCCGUGGCAUACCAGUAUCCACUGCCGCAAGAAUAUCGAGACCAACAAAUGCGCAAAUUUGGAUUCCACGGAACCAGUGUCCACUACGUAACACUCCAAGCCGACCAACGACUCUCGCAGCUCAAACACACCAAUUGCGAUGCCGAAUCCGCCGAAGAUGGAUUCCAUCUCAUUGUCUGUCAUUUGGGCAAUGGUGCCAGUGUCACGGCCGUAUCGCAUGGCAAAUCCAUGGAUACCAGUAUGGGAUUUACACCCCUCAGUGGACUCAUGAUGGGGACUCGCAGUGGUUCUAUCGAUCCUAGUAUCGUCCAAUUUGCCUGCUCCAAAUUGGACAAGACGGUCGAUCAAGUCACACACGACAUGAACAAACGAUCCGGGUUGACGGCGUAUGGCGAAGACAGUGAUAUGCGAUCGCUCUUGGCCAAACGAGCGGCGGGUGAUGAAAGUGCGACUCUGGCGGUGGACAUGUUUGUCUAUCGACUCACACAACAUAUUGCAUCGAGUAUGAUUGCUCUCAAAGGACCGCUCGAUGCCAUUGUCUUUACGGCGGGAAUUGGGGAACACUCGGCCGAAAUUCGGCAAUUGGCAUGCGAUCAACUCCAUCAAAGUCUCUUGCCGCAAUUGGCAUUGGAUGCCACGCGCAAUGCUAAAAAUGGCAAAGCGUCCGAUGGGGUUGUCUCACAAGAGGGAGCAUGGCCCGUCAUUUUGACCAUUCCCACCGAUGAAGAAGCCAUGAUUGCCAAGGAGUGCUUGCGAUUGGUACAGUAG
Messenger RNA from Seminavis robusta, 1242 nucleotides. NCBI's taxonomy places the organism in Eukaryota, Bacillariophyta, Bacillariophyceae, Naviculales, Naviculaceae. The record is from the annotation of a GenBank genome assembly.